Eupeodes corollae is the source of this 1646-nucleotide messenger RNA. RefSeq lists its product as uncharacterized. NCBI's taxonomy places the organism in Eukaryota, Metazoa, Arthropoda, Insecta, Diptera, Syrphidae. The coding region runs from base 569 to 1504 and encodes 311 amino acids. The record is from RefSeq and is a predicted model, not a curated record. Gene Ontology annotation, biological process: regulation of transcription by RNA polymerase II. Gene Ontology annotation, cellular component: nucleus; transcription regulator complex. The transcript has 3 exons. Gene Ontology annotation, molecular function: DNA binding.
CGAAGGCGACGGAUGGUAAUGCUUACUGCACGUGAACUUCCUACACACUCUUAAAUGCCAAAUAUAUAUACACGGAAAAAAUCGAUUUUUGCUGUGUGUGUGAGAUAGGUACACGCCUGGCGUGUCGUUUUCACCCCUCCUUAGUACGCGGCGUGUUUUUUUUGUUGUUGUCUUUUUUGUUGGGUAGGUAUGCCUGCCAUGCCAAUGCCUGAGCCUGACACAAAUCACGCUACUACUGUUGUUAAAUUUGUUGCUAUGAAUGUUCACGUUCAUGUGUACCGUUUGAAUCGAGACCGAGAAACCGACCAAAACCAAAAAAACCCAGCAGCGGUGGUGUGUGCGACAGCGACUACGACUGCGACGCUCUGGCGUUUUACGUCUUGGUCUUUUGCGUGUUAUUGGCGCGGAGAAUGAUUCACUCAGCACUUUUAGUUUAGUUGUGUGUGAAACUUGAAACCCAGUCGAACGCCGUGUCCGCUCCGCGUCGCCUUGUCUUUUUAUCGCUUAGGCAUUGCAAAAUUUUGAAAUACUCAUAAAAUUUGCUAAACGCAUCAAAACACUAAAUUAAAUGCACAUUUUCGAAAGUUUUGGAAAAAGUUUAAAUGAAAUGACAUCGUCAUAUAACGAAGGAUACGCGAUGCAUGUAUAUGAUAAAACUUCAUGUAUCGAAACGUUCACCUUGAUCAAUGAGGUGAAAAAAUAUCCAGUGUUAUACAACAAAAACUUGCCGGAAUAUUCGAAUACGUCGAUCAAAGACAAAGAGAAGAUUUGGGAGUUAAUACACGCUGUGCUCUUUCCAAACUACGAACAGCUGAGCGAAGGGACAAAGGAUAUAAUAAAAGUAACUGUUCGCAAACGUUGGAAGUCAAUGCGAGAUGCUUUGGUUAAAGAUCACCGCUUACGAUAUGAGAGUCCAGAACACAGAGAUAAGAAGAUGAGCGCAACGGUGAAAGGAAUGCAGUUCUUAUUACCCUAUAUAAAAUAUCCAAGAAUACAUACUGACAGCUUUGAUGGCAAACAUUCGCCAGACUUUUGCAAGCUCAUGAACGAUACAACUAUCGAUUUAACAUUCGCCGAAGAAUCGGAAUAUUCAAAUGUUAAAAUCGAUGAUAGUGACGACGAUGUAAUCACAAAUGAUGCACUAUAUCCGUCAGUUCAUCUAACGACAUCUGAAACAGGAUCUGAUGAAGUUCAAUGGAAGGAUGGUUUUUGUAUUUCAACUACAGAUGCAUACUCUAAAUCAACAUUGAAUUAUACAAUUCGUGAAGUUGAAGAACCUGUCAUUGUAGAACCUAAUGAAACCAAAAAAAGAAAACGCUCAGAUUCUGAUGAAGACCUGCACUCAAAGCUUAGUUCAUUGGUAGAUCGCUGCAACGAAGAAUCCCACGAUGAGGAUCGAAUGUUUUUGCUGUCACUUUUGUCUGAUUUUAAAAGAGUUCCGAUUCAUAAGAAGCUAAAAGUAAAGUCGGCUUUUGUUACAGCCCUGUUUGAAGCUUUAAACUAAAAUUAACAGAUGUGGCAGACUUACCAAAUAAAGACAGUUCCCAAAGACAUGUAUUAAGUGUAACAAAAAAGUAUAAAUGUACCUACAUAAAUUUAAAUCAAAUAAAUUAUUACUUAUUUAUGAUCUAUUAUACAAAUAUUGA